AUGCAUAUUCCACAAUUUUUCUAAAGUAUCGAUCCUCCGAGAGAGUGAGAGAGAACUCGAUAAACUACAUAAUAAUAACUAACCAAACUUGACAGUGAAAAUGUGACAGAGUUGUCCAACCCACCUUCGCUCACACUACAAAAAACCUCCAGGGAACGGAAUCAUAAUCAUAAAUUCCGCAUUAUUAGCACCCAUUACACUCUCACAGCCAAACUAUACACAUACGAACUCCCAUUCUUCCCUGGUGUCAGUCGAUAUUCAAAACGUUCUAAGGCCACGCAAGAGCAAAUAAUCCCACUCCUACGGAACAGGAGACGCUACGACCACGGCAAACUAAACGGGUAGCGGAACUCUCUAAUUUAAGCCUCGUGGAAACCUGGUAGUGGUGAAUCCAUUAGCUUACCUUACGUGUUGUAUGUAUCCAUCAUCCAUCCAUUUCUAAACCCAGGGCAACUUUCUCUCCUAGGUUUUGUUGUGAGACGGCGAGGUGACCAUUACCGUUAUAGGAAUUGUAUUACUUUCUCCUGCAUAUGGCUAUACGGCACACAUGUGCCUGUUCUAUUACUUAUCAAGGGCAGGGCGAAUGUACAUUUGUAUGUAUGUAGGUGCGUAGGGGAAAGCAUUAAAUUAUGGCCAAUCAUGCCAUACCUUUUCUCUUUUCAUGCUUUUUACACAUAUCCCACUCUCGUCCUGGAGCAUUGUAAAGUAAAUUUAACCACCUUUCUCCGAGCAGACACGAAACGGGGGUUUGCUAAUCGCUAACUAUGAAUUGAACGUACUACUACUGCUGCUGCUACUUACCACUUGUUUGGCUUUUCUGCUAGUGUAUAAUUUGUUAUUCGGAGAUAGGCGACAUCGACCAUUUUGAAUUUCGGAUUGAAAAAAAUGUUGUCACAAGCUCAGUAACUCGAGUCGAUAGAGUUGGUGGUUUGGUUGGUUAGUUGGCUAUCUUGGAAUUGAAAACUCGACUCUACUGGAAUAUUCAUUAGUUGUUCGGACUUUCACCCGACCGGAAUAUUUAGUGGGGCAGGAAAUUUUUAAAAUUAUGGGGGAACAACAACACGGCGCAAUGUGGAUGUUUUUGAAAAACUUUUCAAACAAGUUUUCAAUACCGGAUUUUGUAAAUGGGAACGAUAAACGAGGAAGUGCCAGAAAGCACAUUUCAUACGAUCGGAUCGGAGCCUCUGACAAGACGGACUUUCUCUCCUCGUCGAACCCAAAUCUUCUCGACAUUGUGGGAAAAGAGGACGAUCUGGUGGAUCCUGGUGGUGACGAUGACCUCCAUCCUGCAUCCUCCAAUGCCAAUUCCACAAAACCUGUGGCCAAAUCAUCCCUAACAUCGUCAAACACGACGCCAUCAAUCUCUUCGAUCGCGUCCUCCUCCUCGUCCUCAAUCCCACCGCCCCCUACGUCCCGAUUCGGCUCAAUCUUCAACAAGGGUGGAAGGACGGUGGACUUUAAUCUCAAGACGAAAAAGUUUGUUUUUCCGAACCGAGUUCCGAGCUAUCAGGAGGAGGAGGAUAGAGAAAAACAGCGCCGAAAUGCGGCUGCCACGACCAAUAUCACGGAGAACAUGGUCAAUAAGGAUGCCAACUGGUUAGAAACUGAGGACGACGAUGACGAGAGUGUGGACGGGGGGAAGAACUACGAGGAGGGGAGCAGCUGCAGCAGUGACUACGAGGAUGACGAAGACGAGACGGGAAAUGGGACAAGGUGUGGGAUUUGUGGGUGCGAGAAAAAAUACGAAGUCGUCAACAAUGGGGGGCAGGGUGGACCAAUGGUUAAGUUCAAUUGAAUAGUUAAUGAAAUAUAAAAAUGUGGUGCCUAUUUAUGUUAUCUUAUAUUCGAAAGGCCUUCACCGGACAAAUCUUGGUUUGCUUUAGAUCUGAUUUGAUUUAUGUAAUAGUGUUGAGUUUCAUUGGUUUGAUGUCGUGUCAUAGUUGAUGACGGCACUUUUGCCACUUUCACUUUAGAGAAAACCAUCCUACAAAAACACAUUCCUUUGAUGUGCAUGUGCGUAAAUAAGUUGAGGAAACGUAAGGAAAAUUGAUGACGUUACUUUCACUGCUCAUAGUUCUUAGAAUUUGUCAAGAGCAUCACGUUGGCAUUUCAAUUUAUAGCUGCAAUUUUUAUCACUUUCGUAAAAUGUCACAUGUACUUAUAAAUAGUUCUUGUAUACACUCUGAAUAUAUUUGCGAUUUACAGUACAAAGUGCACAAAUUUACUAUAUACAUUACCCAAAUCAUUAAUAUUUUAACGUUAAUAUCGUCGCGAGGAAUUUGUGUCAAUUUCCGAUUGGCUUUUAUCCGUACAUGACACCAUUAGCCGGCGGAGAGGAUGGGGCGGAUCGAAUGUCAGGUAAAAUGGAUUAAACUGACACCCAAAAUAAAUAGAAUACCACUUUACCCACUAAUAUUGCCCUGUCACCAUAAAUUUACUGCAGCAGUAAUUUAAUGUCCGUGAACGAGAUAGAGAAAACAUGUUGGUGGUGACCAUCCGAUGAUAUUUGAUGGCAUGGACCGUGCUAUGAGUCAGGGUCCUUGGGCUGUCAUGCCAUUCAUGAGGAGGGACGUGUCGCAAAUGCCUCAUGUGAGAAGAGAGAAAGCUGGAAAAAGAGUGGAAAUGCAGCCACAUAAAUUGUGUCGUACUUUCACUUGGUGGUGGUAACUGCAUAUCACAGAGUAAUGUCACGUAUGAGAACCACAAUGAAUGGAUUGAGUGGAAUUCCAUAUCGUCGUUGAAGAUGCAUAAAGGGCCAGUUUUUGUCCAUGUUGAAGCUAUAACGGCAACAAAUCCGGUUGGUCUUUUUCCAUCUUCAGCGACAUAAUAUGUGUGUAAUAUAUUAUACUUGUCCCCUCAACUUGACAUGGAGAAAUAAUGAAAUAGAGUGUGACCAGAUGAUAUGAAAGUGGAGGAGAAAGUGGGUGAAGGGAAUUCAUGUCCAAAAAUUAGCCAAGUUAUUGUAUCCGAUUGCAUAGAAAUACUCUCUCGCUGUCAGGUAUUCACGAUCGCUUUUCACACAAAUUUUAUGACAUGUCGUAUUGUGUUUAGGAAUAGAAUGAUGGUGGUCAAAUUAAUGUAUGUAAUAUGUACAAUGCACAAAAGUUCUAUGAAUCAUGAAUUUCACAAUAAAUAAAGCAGUCUCACAAUGACCAUAUCAAACCUUAAUAUUCUGUUACGUCAUGGAACGUUAGGUUUUAUUACGAGAAACGUCGUAAAAUAUUAAUACGGUAACAACUAAACUAUGUAAAUGUAUAAUCCAACCUUAACACUUAAAGUUAUUCUUUGUUGAAUAAAUAAUUAAUCA
This is a messenger RNA of Folsomia candida, 3307 nucleotides long. RefSeq lists its product as uncharacterized. Lineage: Eukaryota; Metazoa; Arthropoda; Collembola; Entomobryomorpha; Isotomidae. The record is from RefSeq and is a predicted model, not a curated record. The transcript has 2 exons. Bases 1046 to 1795 code for a protein of 249 amino acids.